GGAACGAGAUGAGCAGCGCCGGAGCCGCUGCAAGAUGCUGGAUGGACACGUCCUGCUGGGAUGGCUCUCCUCCUGCGCGCUUCUAGGGCUGCUAGCCUGCACCCCGCGGCCCUCCGCCGCCUACUUCGGGCUGACGGGCAACGAACCCCUGACCAUCCUCCCUCUGACCUCAGAAAUGGAGGAAGCCGCCGUCAAAGCCCACUACAAAGUCUGUGACCGCCUGAAGCUGGAGAAGAAGCAGCGCAGGAUGUGCCGGCGGGACCCCGGCGUGGCAGAGACCCUGAUGGAGGCCAUCAGUAUGAGUGCACUGGAGUGCCAGUACCAGUUUCGCUUUGAGCGUUGGAAUUGCACCCUGGAGGGCCGCUACCGGGCCAGCUUGCUAAAGAGAGGUUUCAAGGAGACGGCCUUCCUUUAUGCCAUUUCCUCUGCAGGGCUGACACAUGCUAUGGCCAAAGCGUGCAGCGCGGGCCGGAUGGAGCGCUGCACCUGCGACGAGGCUCCUGACCUGGAGAACCGCGAGGCCUGGCAGUGGGGUGGCUGCGGUGACAACCUGAAAUACAGCAACAAGUUCGUCAAGGAGUUCUUGGGGAGGAAGCCCAACAAGGACCUGAGAGCCAGGGUGGAUUUCCACAAUAACCUCGUGGGCAUGAAGGUCAUCAAAGCUGGUGUGGAGACAACCUGUAAGUGCCACGGUGUGUCUGGGUCCUGCACCGUCCGAACGUGCUGGAGGCAGCUCUCUCCAUUCCACGAAAUAGGGAAGCAGCUGAAGCAGAAGUACGAGACGUCGCUCAAAGUGGGCAGCACUACCAACGAGGCCACGGGGGAAGGAGACAUUUCCCCACCUAAGAAAUCCAUCCCCGGUCACAGUGAUCAAAUCCCAAGGACUACGGAUCUUGUCUACAUUGACGAUUCCCCAAGCUUUUGUCUGAUGAGCAGAUACUCGCCUGGGACAUCGGGAAGGAAAUGUUACAAAGACAAGAACUGUGACAGCAUCUGCUGUGGGCGAGGGCACAAUACGCAGAGCAGGGUGGUCACCCGGCCGUGCCAGUGCCAGGUCCGUUGGUGCUGCUAUGUGGAAUGCAAGCAAUGCACCCAGAGAGAGGAGGUUUACACCUGUAAAGACUGACACAUCUUCUGCCUGAUGGCAACCCUCGGCGGCGGGCGGUCACGAUCUAUGAGAACUACAUAUGGAGACAAACAGGGUUUGAUUGACCUUCUGGGAUCUGAAAGCUAUGUUGAGACAUAAGCACUUUGUAGGGUACAGGUGACCCAGCUGUGUUGCUGUUUUCUUUUUGUUUUGUUUUGUUUUUUUUUUUCCUGUAGACUGAAUUCUAAUGAGGUCCAACCAUGUGGAAAUAAGUGCCUGUCACACUGGGGCUAGACACCAGUUGACCUUUACCUUCAUCGUCCAUGCAAUUGGAUGGAUCAUUUCUCCUUGGAACAUCAUGAUUGUUUCAUCAGUCCUCCAUGAACUUCUGAGCUGAUAGAUUUUUUUUCUGGAAUAAUUAACCUAUAUUGCUUUAUUCCUGAAGC
Phasianus colchicus (ring-necked pheasant) is the source of this 1533-nucleotide messenger RNA. It is a transcript of the gene WNT9A, whose product is annotated as Wnt family member 9A. Gene Ontology annotation, cellular component: extracellular region. NCBI's taxonomy places the organism in Eukaryota, Metazoa, Chordata, Aves, Galliformes, Phasianidae. Gene Ontology annotation, molecular function: cytokine activity; frizzled binding. The record is from RefSeq and is a predicted model, not a curated record. Gene Ontology annotation, biological process: canonical Wnt signaling pathway; multicellular organism development; neuron differentiation.